GUUGUCUCGGCCCGGUCUUCUACCCUUUGGGCCGCUUAAGUUUCGUCACUCACUUUACUCCUGCAGGUCGAAGAACCUUUAGCUCUAAGUCAGCCCGGGGGAGAAAAAAGGAGAAAGAAGAAGGCAGAAUUCUUCACAUUUUUCUUUGCGCAUCCCUAUUAUACUCCAAGGAGAGUUUCUAUCCUACUUUCUUUCAAUUGGCGAAUUCCACAGUUGUGGACUUUGGCUCAUCAUGGCUUUCCGCUUCCCUCUUCACCGUCUCUCGGAACAACAUCUCAGGGUCAUACCUCGAGUUGCUCAAAGCUCUCGUAACGUCUGCCUGGGUGGUCGCCGGGGUCUUACCUCAGCUGCUCUCCGCCCAUGGGUUAGCAAUAUCAGCAGACCUGCUUCUGGUCUGCCGCAAGUUCUGGGGGUUAACGUUUCACGGUCUAGCCUUGCUUCAUUUGGGGGUUACCAGGUUCGCACUUAUGCGGACACUAUAGUCAAAGUUCCCCAGAUGGCAGAGUCAAUCACCGAGGGCACCUUGAAACAGUUUUCAAAACAGGUCGGGGAUUAUGUUGAAAGAGAUGAGGAAAUAGCAACAAUCGAGACCGAUAAGAUUGAUGUGUCAGUCAAUGCUCCUGAAUCUGGAACCAUCAAAGAACUUCUCGUAAACGAGGAAGACACUGUUACUGUUGGGCAAGAAUUAGCCAAGCUGGAGCUGGGAGGUGCGCCUGAGACUAAGAAGGAGGAUGCGACCGAAAAGCCAAAGGAGCCCGCACCUACUAAAGAACCUAAGGCCGCUGAGCAAGAACAGCCAAAGACACCAGAGACUUCCCCAGCUUCCACAAAGCCUGCCACACCUGAGCCUGAGCCUUCCAAGAAGCCAGAGCCCUCGUCCUCCAAGGCAGAGAAUCGCGACGAUGCUAAGCCCAGCCCUGGAAUUCGUGAAGAGCGAAGGGUGAAAAUGAAUAGAAUGAGACUGAGGAUAGCCGAGCGACUAAAGCAGUCUCAGAAUACGGCUGCUUCCUUGACUACCUUCAACGAGGUUGAUAUGUCUUCCCUUAUGGAGUUUCGGAAGUUAUACAAGGACGAUGUGCUCAAGAAAACUGGUGUUAAGCUCGGUUUCAUGAGCGCCUUCUCUCGUGCUUGUGUACUAGCAAUGAAGGAUGUCCCCGCUGUCAAUGCAUCGAUCGAGGGACCCAAUGGCGGCGAUACUAUUGUCUACCGUGACUACGUGGAUAUAAGUGUUGCUGUUGCCACCGAGAAGGGUCUCGUAACACCGGUGGUGCGUAACGCCGAGACUAUGGACCUUGUUGGAAUUGAGAAGGCCAUUGCGGAUCUCGGGAAGAAGGCACGCGACAAUAAGUUGACCAUUGAGGACAUGGCUGGUGGCUCUUUCACCAUCAGCAAUGGCGGCGUCUUUGGAUCUCUCAUGGGUACACCGAUCAUCAAUCUGCCACAGACCGCUGUACUCGGGCUCCAUGCCAUCAAGGAGAAGCCUGUUGCUGUGAAUGGUAAAAUCGAGAUACGUCCUGUAAGUUGGCCUUUAUUAUACCUUGUCAUGACCGAAGGACCUUUGCUGAUGUAAUAUAGAUGAUGUAUCUUGCUCUAACUUA
Aspergillus alliaceus is the source of this 1598-nucleotide messenger RNA. Its product is annotated as putative dihydrolipoamide succinyltransferase. Gene Ontology annotation, biological process: tricarboxylic acid cycle. Bases 233 to 1570 code for a protein of 445 amino acids. NCBI's taxonomy places the organism in Eukaryota, Fungi, Ascomycota, Eurotiomycetes, Eurotiales, Aspergillaceae. The record is from RefSeq and is a predicted model, not a curated record. Gene Ontology annotation, cellular component: oxoglutarate dehydrogenase complex. Gene Ontology annotation, molecular function: dihydrolipoyllysine-residue succinyltransferase activity. The transcript is spliced from 9 exons.